AUGCCUUCACAAGCCGAUGACAAGCGCCAGGCUGCCCGCGAAGUCAUCGACAUUCUUCACGAAAUAUCAACGCUCCUUAACACAAAUCUCGAUCGAACUGAGCUAUCCCUUUGCGUAUCUCUCAUCGAGAAUGGCGUCAAUCCCGACGCACUCGCUGGCGUCAUUGAUGAUCUCAGAAAGGAGGCUUCAAUUACUCAACGUGGCCUGGCUGGCGAGCACGCCAUGCAAGAAUAA
Molecule: messenger RNA, 234 nt
Organism: Aspergillus wentii DTO 134E9
Lineage: Eukaryota; Fungi; Ascomycota; Eurotiomycetes; Eurotiales; Aspergillaceae
Product: mitotic-spindle organizing protein 1
Exons: 3
Coding region: 1-234 (77 amino acids)
Biological process (GO): mitotic spindle assembly; gamma-tubulin complex localization; microtubule nucleation by interphase microtubule organizing center
Cellular component (GO): interphase microtubule organizing center; spindle; gamma-tubulin ring complex
Source: RefSeq, a predicted model, not a curated record